CUACGGAUGUUUCGAGCAAAGUUGAGAUGAACAUCACACGCGUACCCUUAUACGUCCCUGAGUUAGAGGAGCUUAAAGCUGUUCUAGAGGAGGAGCUGGCUAAAAACUUUGCUGAAGUUUCAGUUGAGGUCGUUGACUGUCCAGACUUGACGAAACCACCCUUUACUUUGGGAGCUUCUGGGCUUGGAGGAAAUCCAGAAAUACUAGACAUCGGAGGACCAUCUGUGUCUGUAGAUGGUGCUUCCGAAUCGUAUACUCUAAAUGAUAUUGUGUCUCGUAGCAGUGGUCGCACGGAAGGAUUUAUGAUUGGAGCUGCUCAGGGACCUGAAGAUUAUUAUCUUGGAUUAUGCGAAAUUGUUAUGAACGUUGUUUUAAAUUCUCCUGCGUCCUACCCAGGAUCGUUUGCUGCGCUUUCAAAUGCUGACAAUGACGACUAUUAUAUGGAAAGAUUACCCGGAAACGACACGGGAAUAACUUAUGUAGGAAAUGUGCUUCUUAGUGAAGGCGAGCCCGUAAAAGUUGUACAAGUUCAUGUAAAAAAACGCAUCGGCAAUAUAUCGGCUUUUCCAGAUAACAUACAGCAGAUUCUAGCGGAACAAUACGAAGGCAAAGUUGUUGGAGCUGCUGUUUACAUCUUACCACUUUCACGGCUAUUCGCAUCUUAAAUCUUGCGGACAUUAUCAUUAUGAUGUUACACCUGAUGAAAUCGAAUAUUUAGGCUUCUUCACUCCAGCAAAAGUGAUCACGAGAGUUUAUAAUCUAAAUUAAGAUUCCUCUUUAGUUUCUAGGCGUUCGGAAGGCGUGGAUGUUUAUUAUUAAUCACACUACAAUAUACUACUGGAAUUACUGGCACGGAGGCCUAAUGGUCUACAUGCUUGUCCCUAAACUUCAGGGCUGGAAGGACGAGAGUUCGAGUCUUGGUAGAUCCGUAUACUGGCUUUGCAAGAAGUAGGGUUUUAAUGGAAGCUUGAGUGAUUUUACAGUCACUGCCUAAAAAUUGCAGAGCCAGUUAUGAUUCGCUCCGGCGCCAGGUCGAACUUAAGUCCGCUGUACUAUAAACGGGUUUUACUGCGAUUUUCCUUGUUUUCUACACAAUUUUGUAGGUGAAUACUGGUACAGAUAUUUUGAAAGAUGGGCGCAGCCGCCAGGGUAAAAACUAGUUUUAGAAAUUAUUUGAAAUUAACAGAAACUGCAUAGAAACUCGGAAAAAUGCACUAGUGACGCAGAACAUGUGAAUGUCAAUCACAAGUUAAAUAUGGUUAGAGUUAUUGUAUUUCAUACAUAAUAUUACAAUUGUUUAAAUGCUGUACAACUUGAUAAUAUAUUCUACUUUCCACAUAACUAAUUUUGUUGAAUAGUUUAAAGAAUAAAAUAUUUCA
This is a messenger RNA of Belonocnema kinseyi, 1379 nucleotides long. RefSeq names its product ester hydrolase C11orf54 homolog. The record is from RefSeq and is a predicted model, not a curated record. Gene Ontology annotation, cellular component: nucleus. Gene Ontology annotation, molecular function: hydrolase activity, acting on ester bonds; zinc ion binding. The transcript is spliced from 5 exons. NCBI's taxonomy places the organism in Eukaryota, Metazoa, Arthropoda, Insecta, Hymenoptera, Cynipidae. Bases 27 to 665 code for a protein of 212 amino acids.